CUUGCAGUGAAAACAGAGAGAGGUGGUCCGAGCUGAGAGGAGCUUUCCCAGAUAUUCUACUUUUCAAUAUCUAAUUUUCCAGCCAUGUAUGUGGAACUUACCACUCCUCGCAUUGCUGCAUGGAACGAUUUUUUGGUCAAGCAACACAUCAAGUUGGAGUUGGAAAUGCUUGGAGGAUUUGGCAAAGUUGAGUUGGUUAGCACAUCGGCGGAGCAAGAUGAAACAGAAAAAAAUAAGGCUCCUGCAGUUGAUGACCCAGUUGACCCAGAUGAGAAUGAAGACUUUGAUGUUAUUUGUGCUCGCAUGGAGGCAACACAACGUCAAAUCACCGAUGCACAAAGUCAUCUUAAUAGUCUUAUUGCAUCAUACAAUCGUGACGUGAAAGUGUUGAGGACUCGUUUCACCUUUUCACACUAUCGCACAGAUGAAGGCCAACCGUCAAAUUGUCAUGAACAUGUUAAUGAAAGUGGUGCACCAUUUUAUAUAAAUAAUCCACAUCAUUCACCUGUUCAUUCUGGUGGUCAAAGAAGAUCUUCUGAAGAUGACCUUGGAUGUACAAAUGAAGGGGUGUCAAAAAGACCCAACGUAGAAGAUGGUGUGUUCUUUGCAAACGAGGAUCCCCUUCACCCUGGGCCACACAAUAUGUUGGUGUUAGUGCAUUCGUGCAUGGACAACAAUGUGGAUGUAGCACCACAAGGCUCAGAAGAAAUACGACCACGAAGAGUAAAAAUGAAAGUACGUCGUCAUAGGUUGACGGAGGAAGAGACACAUGUUGCCGACUAUGUGUUUGACGAGUCAAAAGAUCCUAGUGAGAUGCUUUGUGCAUAUGGUGGCUAUGGCAUGACACGGGAACAACUUCAAUGCUUAGUAGGGGAGAGCUUCAUUGAUAUUCCGGUGAUUUCCAUGUUCUGCCGAUACAUGAAUGCAAAAGAAGAGAAUCCUUCUCGCAGACACUUUUUUAAUCCAUACUUUGGGGAAAUAUGUGGUUCAAUGAGCAAGUCUACCUCAAAAUCAACACUCAAGAAAAGAUUAGAUGUCAUACUGGGAUGUAUGCUAUUCUCUAUAUGCAACAUUGGGAUGGAAGUGGUCUUAAUAGAACCAUUAAUUCUGUAAGUUGUUAAAUAUGAUGUUAUGUUUUUAUUUUCAAAUGUACA
Messenger RNA from Vitis riparia (riverbank grape), 1154 nucleotides. RefSeq lists its product as uncharacterized. NCBI's taxonomy places the organism in Eukaryota, Viridiplantae, Streptophyta, Magnoliopsida, Vitales, Vitaceae. The record is from RefSeq and is a predicted model, not a curated record. The transcript is spliced from 9 exons. The coding region runs from base 85 to 1113 and encodes 342 amino acids.